AUGGACCUUGACAGCGAACCUCUUGAGGAAGGCAAAUUCGAAUAUAUCGACCUUGACGGCAAUCCUCUUGAGGAAGGCCAUUUCAAUGGAACUCCACCGCUUGAGUUGCAGUCGAUCUAUGAAGACGCCUAUAAAGCAAAUGUAUCGGAUGACGAUGCGGAACUGGCAGGAAAUGAAAAACUAACACCACAUCAAACUGAUCUGAGGCUCAGGAGCACAAAGAUGUUCAAAAAUGGCACUAUCGAUCAACUGGAAGAGAUGAUCCGCGAACUCAAGUCCGGUACACUUUACGGAUGCAAUGGCUUUUAUGCUGGAUUCAGUGAGGAAUUACAUUUCACGGUCACGUGCCAUCACAAUUAUACAGAUCCGUCUGAAUUUCUCAACAAAACGUUCAGGCAAUGGAAGAACGCAAAACAAUGA
Messenger RNA from Ostertagia ostertagi, 420 nucleotides. NCBI's taxonomy places the organism in Eukaryota, Metazoa, Nematoda, Chromadorea, Rhabditida, Trichostrongylidae. The record is from the annotation of a GenBank genome assembly.